Messenger RNA from Linum trigynum, 1160 nucleotides. The record is from the annotation of a GenBank genome assembly. NCBI's taxonomy places the organism in Eukaryota, Viridiplantae, Streptophyta, Magnoliopsida, Malpighiales, Linaceae.
CCUACCAACUCUCCACUUCUCUGUAACUCUCACUCCUCCGCUUUACUCUUCUCCUCCUACCUUGAAAACCCAAAUACCCUUCCUUCUUCUUCUUCUUCUUCUUCUUCUGUUGGCCUUGUCUGUGGCUGGGCAGUCGCCUUGAAGAAAUCAAAACCUCAAAGAUGAGCCGUUUCUGGACAUUCCUUACCCACGUUCACACUGUUGCCGGGCCGGUGACGAUGCUGCUUUACCCUCUGUAUGCGUCAGUGAUGGCGAUAGAGAGCCCUGGUAAGGAGGACGAUGAGCAGUGGCUUGCGUAUUGGAUCAUUUACAGCUUCUUAACCCUGUCCGAGAUGCUGCUCCAGUCCGUUCUCGAGUGGAUUCCAAUAUGGUACACGGCGAAGCUGGUGUUGGCAGCGUGGCUGGUUCUGCCGCAGUUCAAAGGGGCGGCUUUCUUGUACGAGCGAUUCGUGAGGGAGCACAUCAGGAAGCAUCUCACUAACAAGAGUAGUGUCGCAAAGGGUAAGAACAAGUUCGUUCAGUUCGUUGCUCCCAAGAAGGGAGAGCAAGAGGCUUACUGAACCGGGAGAAACAGAUUAUGACGGCCAAACUGAAAAUAUCGUUUAGUAGUAAUGGUGAUUAGUUUCUGCUUUGUUGUAGUUGUUUCUUCCUUCCUUCUAUUGCAGCUGUUUCCUUUCAGAGUUUGAUUUGAGGUAUGGGAUUGUAACGAGAACACGAACCAUUUCUUAAGAGCAUGCAUAUUAUCUGUACAAAAGAGAAGAAAAGAGUUCCCACUUUGGCACAGGAAUAUCACAAGGGCAUUUUGCCUGUGUAACCAUGCUUUAUAUAAAUUUUAAGAAAAAGUUGUGCCCGCUGGUGUUUUGGUGGAUGAAUAACUCUCCCCUCCCUCUAGCAGCAGCCAAUGCCCAGCAAUUUCCAACGCUAGAAUUACUUGUUUCACCUCCUUCCUCCAUUUCCUUAACAUUAUAUUGUAAAGGAUAAAGCAAGGAAGUAUGUGGUAGUUGUUUGGUCAUGCCAUCAACCACCAUAUUCGAUGAAAACGUACUUGAUGGAUUGUGAGAGGCAACCUCAGAUGUCCGUUGGAUUUGAACUUCCUCGAUUGAUUUCUCCCUUAAUCAGCUUGGUGAUGGCAGCCGUGGUAAUAGAGAACAAGAUUGAUU